Molecule: messenger RNA, 840 nt
Organism: Juglans microcarpa x Juglans regia
Lineage: Eukaryota; Viridiplantae; Streptophyta; Magnoliopsida; Fagales; Juglandaceae
Product: V-type proton ATPase subunit c1-like
Exons: 3
Coding region: 135-623 (162 amino acids)
Biological process (GO): proton transmembrane transport
Cellular component (GO): proton-transporting V-type ATPase, V0 domain
Molecular function (GO): proton-transporting ATPase activity, rotational mechanism
Source: RefSeq, a predicted model, not a curated record
UGUGUCUCUCGCUUGGCUAAGAGAACCUGAGGUUCGAGCAGAGUGGCAUUCGCAUACGAGGACUGGGACGGUGCGAUCUACGGAACAACAACAAAAACUGGAAAUUUUCUUCUCAGAUUUAUAGCAAAAGUGAAAUGUCUCACGGUGAUGAGACCGCCCCAUUCUUCGGCUUCCUGGGCGCUGCGGCCGCCCUCGUCUUCUCCUGUAUGGGAGCUGCGUACGGAACUGCAAAGAGUGGGGUAGGCGUGGCGUCGAUGGGUGUGAUGAGGCCGGAGCUGGUGAUGAAGUCUAUCGUGCCGGUGGUCAUGGCUGGAGUGUUGGGUAUCUACGGUCUUAUCAUUGCCGUCAUCAUCAGCACCGGGAUUAACCCUAAGGCCAAACCCUAUUACCUCUUCGAUGGCUACGCACAUUUCUCCUCCGGUCUCUCUUGUGGCCUCGCCGGCCUCUCUGCCGGCAUGGCUAUUGGAGUCGUUGGUGACGCCGGUGUUCGAGCAAAUGCACAACAGCCAAAGCUCUUUGUUGGGAUGAUCCUCAUUCUUAUUUUUGCUGAAGCAUUGGCGCUCUAUGGUCUUAUUGUCGGCAUCAUCCUCUCUUCUCGAGCUGGUCAGUCAAGAGCUGAAUGAAUGUGCACAUUCUUCUGCUGGGUGGUUGUGUUUUGUUUCUGUCAAGCCAAAAGUUUUCUUUGUUACUACAGAUUCUUGUUGAUGAGGGUGAUUGUCUUCCCAUUUCUAUCAGGAAGUGUCAUGUUAUGGUGCUAGGAUAUAGAAUUAGAAAUUAGUUUUUCCGCUUAAUAAGUUCAAUUCUUCAUCUAUAUGAUUAUGCAUUAUGCGGAUUUAAUUA